Messenger RNA from Botrytis cinerea B05.10, 2601 nucleotides. RefSeq lists its product as hypothetical. Gene Ontology annotation, cellular component: Golgi apparatus; COG complex. The coding region runs from base 143 to 2530 and encodes 795 amino acids. The record is from RefSeq and is a predicted model, not a curated record. The transcript has a single exon. NCBI's taxonomy places the organism in Eukaryota, Fungi, Ascomycota, Leotiomycetes, Helotiales, Sclerotiniaceae. Gene Ontology annotation, biological process: intra-Golgi vesicle-mediated transport.
GACACAUGCGAUAUGCAAAGUCUAGAACCUCGAAUACUGAUUCGAAAAAGACUGGCAAUUCCAUAAAUCUACAGUAUAUUUUAAUCCGCAACUCAUGAAUGACUACAUUUAAUACGAAUUACAAACAUUCCCUAACGCCAAAAUGGCAGCUACGAUUCCCCUCUCCACUACAACAUGCUUGACCUCCUCAGAAGCUUUCAAAUAUCCUCUUCCACAGAUUCGUCAAUUCCACCGCGAUCUCACUACAGAGCUUGACGAGAAAAAUGCACGUCUGCGGACACUGGUCGGAGGGAGUUAUAGACAAUUACUUGGAACCGCCGAGCAAAUCUUACAGAUGCGACAGGAUAUUAGUGGAGUAGAGGAAAAGUUAGGCAAAGUAGGAGAAGGAUGUGGGAGAAAUGUGUUGGUUGGAAUGGUUGGCGGAUUGGGAAAAUUACAGGGAGAAAUGAAGAAUGGAAAGAAGGGCGAGGAAAUGCGGGUUGUGGCUAAGAUGAAGGUAUUGGGUAUGUGUGGGAUUGUGGUUGGGAAGCUCUUGAGGAGACCAGGGCGAAUGGAUGGGGAUGGUGGGAGAGGGAAGGAAUUAGUAGUUGCUGCGAAAGUCUUAGUUUUGAGCCGAUUGUUGGCGAAGAGCUUGGAGAAUACUGGAGAUAAGGAAUUCGUUGAAGAAGCGAAGAAGAAGAGGUCGGCUUUGACGAAGCGAUUGUUACGCGCAGUUGAAAAGACAUUGGUUUCCGUCAAGGAUGCUGAAGAUAGAGACGAUUUGGUACAGACACUUUGUGCAUACAGUCUAGCUACUAGUUCUGGCACCAAAGACGUCUUGCGACAUUUCUUAAAUGUUCGUGGUGAAGCAAUGGCUUUAGCGUUUGACGAUGAAGAGGAGUCGAACAAGCAGACCUCAGGUGUCCUACGCGCUUUGGAAAUAUAUACGAGAACUUUACUAGAUGUACAGGCUCUAGUGCCAAGGAGGCUGAGCGAAGCGUUGGCUGUGCUGAAGACGAAACCUUUACUGAAAGAUGACAGCAUUCGGGAAAUGGAGGGAUUGAGGUUGGAUGUAUGUGAGCGGUGGUUUGGCGAUGAGAUUAUUUACUUCACACCUUAUGUCCGGCAUGAUGAUUUGGAAGGGUCAUUGGCGGUUGAAACACUACGAGGUUGGGCGAAGAAAGCGUCAGAAGUGUUACUGGAAGGUUUUACGAAGACUCUUCAAGGGGGAUUAGACUUUAAAGUAGUUGUUGAACUACGAACAAAGAUUCUGGAGGUGUGGGUUAGAGAUGGAGGCAAAGCAAGGGGAUUCGAUCCCUCUAUACUUCUAAAUGGCUUACGAGACGUUAUAAACAAACGACUCGUAGAGUUAUUAGAAACUAGAGUUGGCAAACUUCAUCUAGUGGGGACAGAGAUAGAGUCCACAUUAGCAACAUGGCAAGAAGGAAUCACCGACAUACAUGCAAGUCUUUGGGACGAAGAUAUGAUGGCAACCGAGCUCAGCAAUGGUGGUAACAUUUUCAAGCAAGACAUACUUGCUCGCACGUUCGGACGGAACGAUGCUGUUUCAAGAGUUGUUAACAGUUUUCACACUUGGAGACAUCUCAUCGAGGAAAUUGGUACUUAUAUUGAUGAACUGAAGAAACAAAGAUGGGAUGAUGAUUUGGAAGAUAUGGAAGAUGAUGAAAGUCUCGAAUCACGACAAAACCUUCUUAGCAAGGAAGAUCCACAAAUGCUACAAGAUCAUCUCGAUUCAAGCUUAGAAAAUUCGUUCCAGGAGUUACACGCAAAGAUCACUUCACUGGUGGACCAGCAAAAAGAUAGUAAACAUAUCGGGAAAAUAUCGAUAUAUAUUCUCCGAAUUCUACGAGAUAUCAGAGCAGAAUUACCUAGUAACCCUGCACUACAAAAGUUUGGACUCUCACUUGUCUCAUCACUGCACGAAAAUCUCGCAGGUAUGGUCUCAGAAAACGCCAUCUUAGCCCUUGCAAAAUCUCUCAAGAAGAAGAAGGUUGCGGGCAGAGCAUUAUGGGAGGGUACACCGGAACUUCCUGUUCAGCCCUCCCCAGCAACAUUCAAAUUUUUGAGAGGUUUAUCGACUGCUAUGGCUGAUGCUGGAGCCGAUCUAUGGAGCCCUGUUGCCGUCAAAGUGUUGAAAGCGCGUCUGGACACCCAAGUUGAAGACCAAUGGAGUAAGGCUCUAAAAGAAAAAGAGGAAGAGCCUAGCAAUGGAAUCUCUGGUUCUCCCACCAAUGCUCCCGAAGCAGAUGCCGAGGAAAAAGAAGGGGACGCUUCUGCUCCUAAUCCUGCUGCUGCUGUAGAAGUAGAUGAAGAAAAACAAAAGGAUUUACUAAAGCAAUCACUGUUCGAUAUAUCUGUCUUGCAGCAAGCUUUAGAAUCACAGUCAGACAAUAAGGAGAACAAACUUAAGAACUUAGCGGAUGAGGUGGGAGGAAAACUAGAUCUCGAGGCGAGGGAAAGGAAACGUAUGGUUAAUGGCGCGGCGGAGUAUUGGAAGAGGUGCAGUCUUUUGUUUGGACUUUUAGCGUAGAUUCCAGAUGGAUGAAUUAGUGAGAGGCUUAUAAUGAAUUAUAUUACGAAUACUUUACUUUUGAGUAUUCA